This is a messenger RNA of Ogataea haglerorum, 1305 nucleotides long. RefSeq lists its product as uncharacterized. The transcript is spliced from 2 exons. The record is from RefSeq and is a predicted model, not a curated record. Gene Ontology annotation, molecular function: 3'-5'-DNA exonuclease activity. Gene Ontology annotation, cellular component: cytosol. NCBI's taxonomy places the organism in Eukaryota, Fungi, Ascomycota, Pichiomycetes, Pichiales, Pichiaceae. The coding region runs from base 1 to 1305 and encodes 434 amino acids.
AUGCGUCGCUCAAGUCUGUGGUCUGUCCAGGAUGAUCAACUGCUACUUUUUCUUAAAGACAACAGGAAUUACGGGUGGAAACGAAUCUCUACGUACUUCAGAGGCCGCACCUCCAACGCGUGCCAGUUUAGAUGGCGACGUCUGAAAGGCACUCGCUUUAAGACGUUGGAGUGUCACGAAACGAGCUUGGUUGCCAAACCGUUGAGCCGGAUACGGCGUUUGGACACCCAUGAGCCGGAUGUCUUGCAAGCCCAAGUCAACGUCAGCAUAGGAAGGUACAGGGACAGCGAGCAUCACGUUUCGGACUCUGACUCUGUUCUUAGAAGAGCACGGCUGUUGAACGUCGACCGUAUUCUUCUCACUGGCUCGUCAUACCAGGAAUCGCGCUGGUCGAUCGACGAGGCUCGUCGUAUCAACGCGAUCGGCGACCUCACGCAGUAUCCUCAGCUUUACACCACCGUGGGCGUGCAUCCUUGCACUGUUCUUGAGUUUGAACCAGACCCGGAUAAUCAUCUCGACAAAAUUCGACGCCUGAUCAAAGAAAAUCUGCACGACGGGACCAUCCGGGCGUUCGGGGAGAUUGGUCUUGAUUACGAUAGACUGCACCACACGCCCAUGGACAAACAGAAGCAGUACUUCGAGAUGCAACUGAAGCUGGCCACCGAAUUCAACCUGCCUCUUUUUCUACAUAUGAGGAAUGCGCUCGACGACUUUCUGAGCAUUCUUCUUCCCUUUAUAGACGGAACCAGAGAGGACGGGUUGGCGUUGAAAAAUAAAAAUGUGCUUGUUCACUCGUUCACCGGAACGGAACAAGACUUGGAGAGGAUCUUGCAACACCCGUCUUUUUUUAUCAGUGUCAACGGCUGCUCCCUGAAGACACCGGACAACUGUGCGGUGGCGGCCAAAAUUCCUUUAGACAGACUGCUGAUUGAGACGGACGCUCCGUGGUGCGAGGUUCGCCGCACGCAUUCUUCCUACGGCAAUAUCACAAAGUGUCCGAACGAGUUCUAUCCGUUCGAGUAUGAUAUUCCUCAGGAACUCUUGCCGAAGACGAUUGCGAAAAAGGGCCCCAAAUUGGCUCUCAACGAGUUUCUGCCGAUUCCGCUCGUCAAGUCCGACAAGCUGGCGUCUUUUCUCCAAUCGGAAGAUAGCAAGAAACUGGUAGAGCCAAUGGUUAAAUCCAGAAACGAGCCGUGUCUCGUGGGCCAGAUCGCCGAGAUCAUGGCUAAACUGAGAGAAACAGAGCCACAAAUACUUAUAGACUCUUGCUACCGAAACUCGCUCCGGUGGCUGGACUUAUCAUAG